AUGAUUGGCAAACCAAAACUGUGGUGUGCAGUCCAGCCUCCUGAAGGCUGGGAAGAGCACAUGUUUGGCCUGAGAGAUAGAAGACACUCCUUGACACCUCAUCCUUCCAUUGUGAACACCCCAACACUCCCUUCCCCUUCCCUGUGCCUGGAUGACCAAAUCCAUGAUGAGGACUCUGCAAUGGAGGAGAUGGAGGAGAAUCCUGACAACAAUGAAAACAAAGAUGACCAGCCUUCCAGUAAUGAGAAUGAGGAUGAUCAGCUGUCUGGUAGCAAGAAUGAGGAUGACCUGCUAUCGAGUAGUGAGAAAGAGGAUGACCUGCCAUCUGGUAGUGAGAAAGAGGAUGACCAGCUGCCUGGUAGUGAUGAUGACGACAAGGGUUCUGAUUACAAUGAGAAUGAGAAUGAUGACAAGACAGAGAGCUCAAGCAACUCCUGUGAUGAUGAUGAUGCACAUGCUCACAAUGCUCAGACCAUUUCUUGUGCCCAGUCCCCACUUCCCCCAUCCUCGCCACCCACAUACAAGUCUGAUGACUCUGCCUGUCCUGUGGGGGACAUUGUCCAUCCUUGCCAAGAUCCUGGCCCAUCUAAUAUCCCAUAUCAUCUGUUACCUUCUGGCCACUGCAAUCAAUUUCCUCCAUCUUGCCAAGGAUUCCAUCAUGUUCCAUCUCAAACCAACCAUCCUUACUACAACGGUCCAUAUACCAAUGACUACUACCCUCCAACCCAGUCAGGUGAACCUCAUUGGGUUAACAGGGGUAAUGCUGCACAAUAUGAGGAUGACUUCACUGAGGAGUAUAUAAAUGAAGAUUACUACUAG
Messenger RNA from Pisolithus orientalis, 819 nucleotides. RefSeq lists its product as uncharacterized. The record is from RefSeq and is a predicted model, not a curated record. Lineage: Eukaryota; Fungi; Basidiomycota; Agaricomycetes; Boletales; Pisolithaceae. Bases 1 to 819 code for a protein of 272 amino acids. The transcript is spliced from 3 exons.